Cheilinus undulatus (humphead wrasse) is the source of this 2758-nucleotide messenger RNA. It is a transcript of the gene trim69, whose product is annotated as tripartite motif containing 69. The coding region runs from base 352 to 2004 and encodes 550 amino acids. The record is from RefSeq and is a predicted model, not a curated record. The transcript is spliced from 6 exons. Gene Ontology annotation, molecular function: protein binding; zinc ion binding. Lineage: Eukaryota; Metazoa; Chordata; Actinopteri; Labriformes; Labridae.
UUUUUUGGUUGUUACUGUACAGCAGAUUAAGAGUUUAGUCAGGCAGGCUACAGGCUAGACUUCACAAAACAAACACGGCAGGGAUAGAAUAACCGUGAUCCGCCUCGGUUUCCCAACUGAGUUGUGAUGUCAGCCUGGAGGGAAAAAAAAAGGGGGGCCCAUUGAGAUCCCCUCUCUUUCUGCUGAGGAUGUGAGAGGCUGUGUCUGCCUCUGCACCACCCCCUUCAUUUGCCCACAAUCAACAGGAAGACUGGAGGCUGGAGAGAGCAGCCACUUUCUGCAGGAGAGGAAGGACUUCAAGGUCCAACUGUACUUUAAGAACAAAAGAAGGGAAAGAAUCAAGGCAAAGGAAUGAGCAAGAAUCAGAAAGAAGUGAAGAAAAUCCAGUCAGCUUAUCUGCAGAACUUGGAGAAACUGAACCAGGGGAUAAAGCCAGAGAAGAAAAGUUGGAAGCCAAAGGAGGGAGAGUUUAUUGUGCAGGCAGCAAUGGAAAAGCUGCGACAACCUCCCAUAGCUGGAAAAGUCACCAAAAGCUCAGCUCAAAGAAUCAGCAGAGAUCUGACCUGCUCCAUCUGCCUGGAUCUCUUUAAGCAGCCUGUGUCUCUUCCCUGUGAUCACACCUUUUGUCAGGGCUGCAUCGAAGGCUACUGGUCGGGUCCCAGGGGCCCCGGGCAAGGGGGCACAGGCUCCUGCCCUCAGUGCAGGAAGGUAUACCCGGGGCAGAGCUACAGGCCAAACCGCAUCGUGGCAAACAUCGUGGAGAGCUACUGUCAGGGUCUGGAGGAGAGCGGGGGCGCAGCAUGCCUGCCAGAUGUAGGGGUGCCGGAGAGGGUACCUACGCCCCCAGUACCCCGCUGCAGCAGACACAGAGAGGAGCUAAAGCUGUACUGUGAGGAGGACCAGGAGCUGGUGUGUCUGGUGUGUGGUCUUUCUCAGGAGCACAGGAAUCACACCAUGGUUUGUGUGCAGGAGGCCGAACAGAAAUACAGAGCGUCUCUGAACAGCUCCAUGGACUCCCUCAAAGCUGAGCUCAACACAGCACUGCAGUGUGACAGAGAAGCCGAGGAAGAGGUUAGAAAGCUGAAGGAGCAUACGGCUGACCUGAAGCAGCGCAUCGAGGCCCAGUUCAGUGACCUGCACCAGUUCCUGUACCAGGAGGAGAAGCUGCUGCAGGUGAAGCUGAAAACAGAGGAGCGCCGGGAGCUGAUCCGCCUGGACGAACACAAGGCCCUGCUGUGCGUGGAGAUCUCCCGUCUGCAGAGGGCCGUGCAGGAGAUCGAGGAAAAGCUCAAGGAGCAGGACCCUUUCUCUCUGCUGCGGAGCAUCAAAGUCCUGCUCCAGAGGCCUUCCUUGAAGUUUGAGAAACCAGCAUUUAUGCCUCCAAGUCUGUGUGAGGGUCGGUUUGCAGGGCCUCUGCAGUACAGAGUGUGGAAAUCCAUGAAAGGAAGCAUUUAUCCAGUCCCCGCAGCCAUCACCUUUAACUCCAGCACAGCCAACCCCUGGCUAAGCCUCACCUCCUCCCUCACCUGUGUCCGCUACCAAACCUUCAACCACACCGUGCAGGACAACCCCUACAGGUUCAACGCCGCCCUGUCCCUGCUCGGAAGCCAGGGCUUCACCCACGGACGCCACUACUGGGAGAUCGAAGUCUACAGCAGCACCGUGUGGACCGUUGGCGUGGCCCGGGAGUCUGUGCCCAGAAAGGGUGUCAUCAAAGCUCUCCCUGCAAACGGCUUCUGGACUCUCUCCCUCUCUUAUGGGAUACAGUACAUGGCUGGAACCUCUCCCCCGACUGUCCUGUCCCUGGAGGAGCCUCUGGCCCGGAUCGGGGUGUACCUGGACUACAAGAGGGGCCUAGUGUCCUUCUACAACGCAGAGUGCAUGACUCACUUGUACACUUUCAGGGAGACCUUCACUGAGACACUGUACCCGUACUUCAACCUGGGCUUUCUGGACAAAGUGCACGAGAACGAGCCACUCAAAGUUUUCUUACCAAAGAUUUAAAAAACUGGGACAGAAAUAAAGUUAAAAUGUCAAAAAAAACAAAAAAAACAAUGAAAAAAUAGCAAAAAUUUUGUAAAACACAUGUGCAAUGUACGUUAUCAGAACUUUGGGUAGCAACAGAAAAGGGCAUCAACUCACGUACAGUGUGCAGGUUACGUUAGUCUUCGUCCUCUACUUUGUUGGCAUUGUAGAAUAUCUUAGCAUAACCUGUUGCUCAGAGAAACAUAGUGAAGUGUAUAUUUCUUCAAACAGGAGCUGCAUCUCAUAAAUAAAAGCUCCACAGGAAACUUGAGGUCAGACACUCAGCAUGGGAACUUUAAUUUACAUUUUUACAGCACUUAUUAGGCUGGAUCUUAUACUGCAGAUUUUAUUUCUGAGAAGCUGGGCUUCAAUGAAGAAACUGAAACUGUCUAAUUGACUUGUGCAGUAUGCUAUAAUUGUUGUUUUUUACAAUUCAAUCAUCUUUCUUCUGCAUUUUAAACUUUUAUAAAUCUGUUUCUCUAUAAAAAUGUGCAUUAUGUUCAUGCUAAUGAAUUUAUGGUAUCAAAUCAUACUUUUGUAUUGUUGGGGACCUUGGGAGAUGCAGGGAAAUAAGAAUCAGGAGGAUUCUUAUGUGAACUAAAGUGAAUUAUAUUUGACUUGAGGUGCUAGAUGCCUUUAACAUAACCAGUUUAACUGAUUCAAGUUAUGAAGUGACCAGUAUAAUGCAGGAUUAUACGGGUAACAUUUUAAUAAAAGCUUUUCUUUAAACAUU